AACUUGCCAGAAAGCAGAAUCCCAGUACCGAGUCCUCACCAGCCACAGCAGUAACCAUGAAGGUGCGAUCAUCAGUAAAGAAGAUGUGCGAGUUUUGUAAGACAGUUAAGCGUCGUGGACGUGUAUAUGUAAUUUGCUCUUCUAAUCCUAAGCACAAGCAACGGCAGGGAAUGUCAACGUUUGCAAAUGAAGGACCAAUCCCAUCCAUGUUCAUGGAAAUAAACGCUAAGCAGGAAAUUGCCCCCUUUCACAGCUUCCAGACAGGGCUGGUUGCUUUGAUACCCAAAAAACAGCAGCCAUCACUGAUAUACGGAUGGAGGGCAAACCUUUCAUCUCUUCUCUUCAAACAGGGAAAAUAGGUCAGAUCAUGAAGUAGAAUUGUUCUCAAGUCUAUAAUCUGAGAUGGUUUUUUGGGAUUUUGAACAUUGUUUUGCUUUAUCUUGCCAUACUCAUAAAUCACCAUGUUAUUACUGAGGGAAAAUGUUAAACAAAGUUAGUAAUUUCCAUAAGAGAAUCGGGGAAUAUCCUUGAUACAUUAGUGAAUGGUUUCUUUUAUCCUAUUACAAUUGAGUCAGGUUGAUAUCUGGCUGUUUUCAA
Messenger RNA from Mangifera indica (mango), 597 nucleotides. RefSeq lists its product as uncharacterized. Gene Ontology annotation, molecular function: structural constituent of ribosome. The record is from RefSeq and is a predicted model, not a curated record. The transcript is spliced from 3 exons. Gene Ontology annotation, cellular component: ribosome. The coding region runs from base 57 to 359 and encodes 100 amino acids. Lineage: Eukaryota; Viridiplantae; Streptophyta; Magnoliopsida; Sapindales; Anacardiaceae. Gene Ontology annotation, biological process: translation.